Messenger RNA from Fusarium oxysporum Fo47, 2469 nucleotides. RefSeq names its product heterokaryon incompatibility protein-domain-containing protein. NCBI's taxonomy places the organism in Eukaryota, Fungi, Ascomycota, Sordariomycetes, Hypocreales, Nectriaceae. The transcript has a single exon. Bases 1 to 2469 code for a protein of 822 amino acids. Gene Ontology annotation, molecular function: protein binding. The record is from RefSeq and is a predicted model, not a curated record.
AUGGACAUUCCUUUUGAAUACAAAACUUUCGAGUACGAUGCGCUUCCAUCAUCAACCUGCAUCCGCCUCCUCUGGCCAAUAAAGCGACUUCAAGACCCGGAACAACGUUCUAUCAACGGCGUCCCCUUGAUGGAAUUCCUGCUUGAACCAUCAGAACCUGACAGAUGUCCUCUUUAUCAUGCGCUAUCUUACACUUGGGGAAACCCGAAGGAGGCCCUAACCGGAUCAUCAGAUGAAUAUUCUGUCCAGCAUAAGCACGUCAUAGCUGUCAAUGGCCGCUUGUUUUACGUUGGAAAGAAUCUUUACGAAGCCUUGUAUAGAAUUCAAGAGCGCAUUGUAGCACCAAACAACAUUGAUGACCGAUUUGGUAUUUACAACAAGACGAAGCUCAUACAAGCUGCCGAGGAAGGGAACUUACACCAGGUCACGGAAUGCCUUAAUCAAGGUGCCAAUUACCAAUGUCAGGAUAAUUUCGGCGAGACGGCUUUACAUUAUGCUGCAGAGAAUGGAUAUCCAGAAAUCGUCAGGCUUCUUCUUGUCCAAGGUGCAAACGCAACCACUCUGGAUCGAUCCAGACGCGACCCACUAGCCUGUUGUUUGCAACGGAAGCGCCGCCGAUGGCAAGAAACCGCCGAAAUACUGCGCACUUGGGAUAACCAGGACAAAGAUGGAUCUAAUCCAACAAAGCCUAUGACUCUGACAGGACAGCCUCUCUGGAUCGAUGCAAUAUGUAUCAACCAGGACGACAUUCCAGAGCGUAAUAGCCAAGUUGUAAUGAUGUCGCAGAUCUACGGGUCGGCACACUGUGUCUUGGCGUGGCUAGGAGAGGAAGAUGAUACGACUCAGGCGGCUUGCAAUUUCUUAUCGUCUGAACUCGCUUCCCCAGAAAGUUACACAAAGUCCUUCAGACGGUGGUCUGCCUAUCACAGAGGGGAAAGUCUUGACUUGGAUGAGAAGCCUGAUGGUAUCGUCAUGUCUGUUAGGGAGUUGCUAGCCAUAAAAAGCCUGCUCACCCGUACGUGGUUUUCUCGGACAUGGGUGAUUCAAGAAGUAUCACUUGCCAAACAGAUCGAUCUGAUGUGCGGACCGUUUCAAUUCAGCUGGGUGAAACUGUUUUUUCUCCUGUUUGGGCGGUUCGGCGACAUCAGAGCCAGUCGUUUCCUGGGCUACGGUGGGCCAGCCAUUAAAUUUGAAAGAGCUGUACCAGGCACAGAAGUCCUUUCCCUUUUUGAUAUCAGAAUUCGAACUAGACCUGAUUGUAGAGAGGCAAAAUCAAGAAGAGAGUGGUUACUCGAGCAGCCUACCUCACACUCGCUAUACCAACAAAAGCUGAGCCUUCCUGCGCUGAUUGUCCUUACCUGGAACUUCGCUGUAUCCGAUCCGCGGGAUAGGAUAUUCGCAUUGCUAGGCAUUUCGCAGCCUUUGAAAGGCAUGUGGGCGGACUAUUCCAAGUCAGUUACUGAGGUUUUCACUGAUAUGGCUAAAAUCCUUAUUCAAGCAGAAGGAGAUGAUAGUGUUCAGAAUUGGACCCAGACGGUAAUGGAUGAUUUGGAACCGUUAGAAUCACUGUCGUUUGUUCAGCCACCUUCCUCUUUCUUAUUUCAAUCCUCUACAAUUUCGCUAAAUAAGCCCAAACAUGACCGCCCUACGACUCUCCCAUCAUGGGUUCCGAUGUUCAAUCUGCAAUUAGUUUCCUGGAGAAUCUACAACAAGAAAUACAAUGCUUCACGGGAUCGUCAGGCUACAUUUUAUCCAUCCCAACCGGAAAUGCUAAAGCUUGAUGGUUUGGUAGUCGACACGGUUGUUGAGUUAGAGGAACCGCCAUUGAUGACAUUUUAUGAACGUCUGAUAGACGAUAAUGCAAUAGAAAAAUGGUUGGGAAUCGUAUCGCGUAUCUCCGUUGUUUACCCCACUGGAGAAAGUCGCGUCGAAGCACUGUGGCGAACUCUCGUGCAAGAGAAACAAGACUAUGAAAAGUCAGAAGCGUCGAAGGCGUUCUUCAAGGUCAUUUUGCUUGAAUGCAUGGUCGAACAUCGGCGAAGGAGCUCUAGUGACCGUCAUUUGUCGCUAUGCCAGGUCUUGGAAGGGUUGCGGAGAGGAGACUCAACCAAUAUGCUUCCAUCAGCCUUGGAUGUGAUAACCAGCAACCAAGGUCUCAAUGAUAAGAGCGAGGACGGGUUCAGAAGGUUUCUGGAUCUACCCGAGCAAGAGUUCAGAUUUGGUAUGUUUAAUUAUCUUACAGAGCGGUGUCUGCUGAGAACAGAAGGAGGCUACUUGGGGAUAUCAUCAAAGGAGGCUAAGCCGAAAGAUUGUGUGGUCCUACUGGCAGGCGGCCGAACACCAUAUAUUCUUCGCCCAAUUGGCGUGAAUGAGUUUAUGUUUAUAGGCGAGGCUUAUAUUCAUGGAAUGAUGUUUGGGGAAAGCCUCAGAGGACAGGAGCGUGAUUUUAAUACUAUUAAGAUUAAGUAG